AUGGCGGCGCUCUGGAGGGGCUGCGGGCGGCUGCUGGCGCGGCGGCCCGGGGCGGCGCAGGCGCUCACGGCCGGGGCCCUGAUGGGAGCUGGGGAUGUGAUUGCACAGCAGCUGGUGGAGCAGCGGGGGCUGCAUGGGCACCAGUGUCCCCGCACCCUGAAAAUGAUGGGCAUUGGCUUCUGCUUUGUGGGCCCUGUUGUGGGCAGCUGGUACAGGAUCCUGGACUGGCUCAUCCCAGGGAACACAAAAGUUGUGGCUGUGAAGAAGGUGAUCCUGGACCAGGGGGGCUUCGCUCCGUGCUUCCUUGGCUGCUUCCUGGCUGUCACAGGGGCCACCAACGGGCUCUCGCUGCAGGAGAACUGGGCCAAGAUCCAGCAGGACUACCUGGAUGCCCUGGUGACCAAUUACUGUAUCUGGCCACCCGUGCAAAUCGCCAACUUCUACUUUGUGCCUCUGCAGCACAGGCUGGCUGUUGUCCAGUGUGUUGCCAUCGUCUGGAACUGCUACCUGUCCUGGAAGGCGAAUCGGAUGUGAGGCAGGAGCUGAGUCCCAUGGCAGUGCCCAGCUGUGCCCGGCCUGAUCCCACAGGAACCCUGAGCCCUGGCAGUGCCCAGCUGAG
This is a messenger RNA of Melozone crissalis (California towhee), 619 nucleotides long. It is a transcript of the gene MPV17, whose product is annotated as mitochondrial inner membrane protein MPV17. The transcript is spliced from 7 exons. The record is from RefSeq and is a predicted model, not a curated record. NCBI's taxonomy places the organism in Eukaryota, Metazoa, Chordata, Aves, Passeriformes, Passerellidae. Bases 1 to 534 code for a protein of 177 amino acids. Gene Ontology annotation, cellular component: membrane; cytoplasm.